Arabidopsis lyrata subsp. lyrata is the source of this 1376-nucleotide messenger RNA. Its product is annotated as ankyrin repeat domain-containing protein 2B. The transcript is spliced from 9 exons. Gene Ontology annotation, molecular function: chloroplast targeting sequence receptor activity; protein binding. Lineage: Eukaryota; Viridiplantae; Streptophyta; Magnoliopsida; Brassicales; Brassicaceae. Gene Ontology annotation, biological process: protein targeting to chloroplast. Gene Ontology annotation, cellular component: chloroplast outer membrane. The coding region runs from base 154 to 1185 and encodes 343 amino acids. The record is from RefSeq and is a predicted model, not a curated record.
UCAUCUUUCCAUAUAUAAGUUUUUUAAUUGAAAUAAAAUGAGGGAAAGAAUAUCCGUUUUCUUCUUUGCCACAAAACAUUUUCCUUUGGGGCUUUUCAUAUAUUUGGUUCUUCUUCAGCUCCUCAAGUUUCGAUAGGGUUUUAGUCAUAUCCAAUGGCUUCAAGUUCAGAGAAAACAACUCUUCUUCCUCCAGAUGAGAAAAACGAUACUAAGGAAGAGAGUAAGAGUCCUAAACCAGAAUCAGCCUCAGGAGCUUCACCUUCACCAUCACCGACUGAUCCUGGGCUUGAUUUCAAUGCUUUUGAUUUCUCCGGCAUGGCUGGUAUUCUCAAUGAUCCAAGUAUCAAGGACUUAGCUGAGCAAAUAGCUAAAGAUCCUGCUUUUAACCAGUUAGCUGAGCAGCUUCAGAGAUCUGUACCAACUGCUUCGCAUGAAGGAGGUCUACCUAACUUUGAUCCACAACAGUAUAUGCAGACAAUGCAGCAGGUUAUGGAGAAUCCUGAGUUUAGGACAAUGGCCGAGCGUCUUGGUAAUGCUUUGGUGCAGGAUCCACAAAUGUCUCCCUUUUUGGAGGCUCUUGGUAACCCUGCAGCAACAGAGCAGUUUGCGGAGCGUAUGGCGCAAAUGAAAGAAGAUCCGGAAUUGAAACCUAUACUAGCUGAGAUUGAUGCUGGUGGUCCUUCUGCUAUGAUGAAGUACUGGAAUGAUAAAGAUGUGUUGGCAAAGCUAGGUGAAGCAAUGGGUAUAGCUGUUGGAGCAGACCAGAGUGUUGCAGCUGAACCUGAGGAGGCCGAAGAAGGGGAAGAGGAGGAGUCUAUUGUUCACCAGACCGCUAGCCUCGGUGAUGUCGAGGGUUUGAAAGUUGCCUUGGCAUCUGGCGGUAACAAAGAUGAAGAAGACUCCGAGGGAAGGACUGCAUUGCAUUUUGCAUGUGGAUAUGGCGAGGUGAAAUGUGCUCAAGUUCUUCUGGAUGCUGGAGCAAAUGUAAAUGCGAUUGACAAAAACAAGAACACACCAUUGCAUUAUGCUGCUGGUUAUGGAAGGAAAGAGUGUGUAAGCCUUCUCCUAGAGAAUGGUGCUGCAGUAACUCUACAAAACAUGGACAGUAAAAAUCCCAUUGAUGUGGCCAAGCUAAACAAUCAGCUAGAUGUGGUGAAACUACUUGAGAAGGACGCUUUCCUCUGAGCUGCUUUGACUCUUGAAGGAUAUGUUUCUUCUGUGUCCUGUAAUAGUGUCACAGAGUCUGAUUGCAACCUUGUCUUCUGUGGGUGUUUUUCAUCAUUAAAUCUGAAAAAGAAAAAGAUGGAGAAAAUGGAUGUUUAUUAUGGUUUUGUAAUGAAAAUUAUUUUCUUCUUGAAUUGGUUCUCUUUUGGCUC